AGCCCAGCCAAGAAUUUGAACUCUCAAAUUGGAUCAAAAUUUAGCAUUGAUCUUGCAUUGGUAUCUGAUGAAAAUAAACCCCAAAUCUCCCUCCCUCUUCGCGCGCCUCUCCUCUCUAUAUUAGCUCUGGAGAUCAGCGUUCUUCUUCCGCUGUAACGAGUUCUUGUCUGCACCGAGCGCUUCUCCUUCACCAACGGGCAAACACUGGCGAGGAAGACUGCUAUUCGCUUCUUUUCAGCAAGUAGCGCUUCUCAACUAUUGGAUAUAAAAGCGUAUCAGCUUCAGCAGUGUCAGUGGGAACACUUGUAAGGAAGAGGGAGUGAAGUAGAAGAAAAUGGAAGGGAUGGAGGUCCCAAUCAUGGGCAGCGACUCUGUCAAAUGGACGGAAGUGUCUGUGCCGUCUUCUUCUGGUGAAAAUUCCAUCGUUCCUCAUUCCGACGGUCACUCUACCAGAACUGCUACUACUGCUUUCGCUCCUUUAACCCGGGAUACCGCUUCCUGUUCCGUCAUCGGAGAUCCUCCUCUAUAUCUCGUUUGGAGAAUCCACAAGGUCCGACCUCACACUCUCGAGUUGGUCCAGCUCUCUGCUGGUGAAGAAUUCCCUGCUACUGGCCUCCGUCUCAACUUUCCUCAUGGCCUUUCUCCUUUUGCCUUUAUCUUUAAAGAUCAGAUAGGUAGCACUUCAAGGAACUUCUGCUCACUUUAUGCGUUAACUGUGACGGGAGUUGCUUACCUGCUUAAACUUUCAAGCAUUUCUGCCUAUGCAUCUUGUUCUGUUUUCCCACAAGAUGAUUUUGUGGAGGUCAAUCUUCCAGCUUAUUCCAAUUAUGAGCCUGUUACAAGUGUCACAGCAAUGCCGGGAUGUCUUGUUGUUGGGAGGGGUGAUGGAUCUGUUGCUUGUUUCCAACUUGGCACGCUUCACCAAACUGCUUCUGGUUUUGUCCAUGAGCUGCGGGAUCAUUCAGCAAUUGGUCGAUUGUGGGGCCUUGUGUCAAGGGGUAGGAUGGCAGGGGCUGUUCAAGAUUUGGUGAUAUCGGAGGUGCAGGAGAAAAAACUUCUUUUUGUGCUUCAUAUUGAUGGGAUUAUACAAGUGUGGGAUCUUUUGUGCUAUAGCAGGGUUCUUGGUCAUAAGUUGACAAUUCCAACGCUGGAUGGGGCUUCAUAUUUAAGGUUAUGGGUGGGUGAAGUUGAUUGUGAUUCUGGGGUUAUUCCUUUGGCAGCCUUGUAUAAAAGAACAAUGGAAGGUAGCAUUGAUAUGAUCAGUGUCUAUAGUCUCCAUUCUAGUUUUGGCGACAGGAUGACUUUGUCGCUGGAGUCCACAAUGCAAACUAUCAGUUUGGAAGAGGGGGCCCACAUUGAUGUCAAAGUUGCUUAUGACAAGAUAUGGAUAUUGAAGGAUAAUGGGCUAGUAUUUCACAAGUUAUCUUGUAUGAAUGCUGCUAAGGAGGAAGCACGGUGCUAUGCUUUGCAAGAGGAUUUUGUCGCUGAUCAGCUAUUUCAAAGUUUUGAGCAUUCUUCAGAUGAUCUUCUUUUGAUCAUGCAUUCAAUUUUCUCAUCUGCAAAGGAACAAAUCAUGCCAUUUGUAUCUUCUAUUUUCUUACGCAGGCUUUUUCUUCCAGGAGUUUAUAAUAAUAAUGUUCUACGGGCAACGUUGCUGGAUUAUAACAAGCACUGGACUGACUCAGAGUUUCAGUCCUUAAAUGCAGAUAGACUCAAAACCGAGAUCAUUUCACUGGUUGAACAUGAGGGUUUUUCUGAAAGUUCCAUGUCAAUUUGCUGGUGGAAGAGUUUUUGUGCUAGGUAUUUCCAUUACUGGUGCAAAAGCAAUGAACCACUUGCUUUGCUUGUCCAGUCUUCAGAAGGAGUUGUUGGUUUAAUCAGGAAGCAUUCUUUGUCUUUGUUUCGUGACUUGGAAAAAACUGAACUGCUUGUUGAUGGUUCUUCUGAUGAACUUGGUGAUCCUGUAAACUUUGGUGUGGAUUUACCUGAUGAUGAAGAUGAGAUUCUCACUGAAGUUAUUAGAUGCAUCACUAGAAUAAGCCAACAAUUCGGCAAAAGCUCCUCUGCUAUAUUUUAUGAAUCACUUUUUGGCACACCUAGCAUUUCAUCUGAGGAAAUUAUCCGUCGCCUACUGAAGAUUCUGCAAACAGGAGAUUAUUCAUCACUAGCUCUGAAUAAUUUGUCAGACCUUAGUGCUGAUAUUGCUUGGGAGAAGGAACUGUCAGAUCAUAGAUCUCUGAGAAAAUUCUCUGUUGACAUGCUGUUGUCUCUUCAUGCGCUGCUUAAAAAAGCUGUUUACUGGGGAAAAGUCUUGAAUGUAAUUGAGAGCUAUCUACAAUUCCUAGUUCCUCAAAAAACAAGACACAACAGUGGUGCUGAAACAAUAUUCAAUAUAGGCAGUUCCAUCCUGGUCCAGAUGACUUCCCAGAUUGCAAAGGUGAUGUUUGAAUCUGCAUGGAGCAUUCUACUCUUUGUAAACUAUCUGGUGAGCAUAAGUGGGCAGGUCAUGGGAAGGAUGUUUCCAGUAGGUAGCAGGGCUGCGUGCUCUGAACAGAACCACCGGCUUGAAUGGCUGAGCAAAAAGGCGGUAGUGCGGCUCUUGACAACCUGGACAAAGAUGCGCGUGGUAGGAGGGGCCUUGGCUAGUUGUGUGCGCGGCUGGCUGUGUGCAGGCAAGGCAGCUAAGCACGCAGUUGCGGCAAGGCUAGUCGGGCUGGGGUUGUGCAGGUACAGGCGUGCAGUUCUGGCGACUGGUGACUGA
Carica papaya (papaya) is the source of this 2761-nucleotide messenger RNA. Lineage: Eukaryota; Viridiplantae; Streptophyta; Magnoliopsida; Brassicales; Caricaceae. The record is from RefSeq and is a predicted model, not a curated record.